Messenger RNA from Salpingoeca rosetta, 3470 nucleotides. RefSeq lists its product as uncharacterized. Lineage: Eukaryota; Choanoflagellata; Craspedida; Salpingoecidae. The record is from RefSeq and is a predicted model, not a curated record. Gene Ontology annotation, molecular function: histone H4K20 methyltransferase activity; protein binding. Gene Ontology annotation, cellular component: nucleus. The transcript has 12 exons. The coding region runs from base 78 to 2981 and encodes 967 amino acids.
GUGGCUGCUGGCUUGGCUGGCUGGAUGGCAACGACAGCAGGCAGGGCACCACAGGCACCACCAGCAGGACGAAGGGCAUGAAGGCCAAGAAGGCCUCCCACAAGGUCAACCGGCAGCCAGCUGCAGGCAUGGUUGCAAAGAAGAAGGACAACAAGCCCAAGGACAAGAAGAAGGCAGACAGCGCCACCACGGAGAACAAGAAGCACAAGCAGAAGCAGAGCACGACGAAGCGAGCCACAACCAGCAAGACCUCCUCCGCUACCAAGCCACGCACCCAGCGCUUGUCAACCAGCAACACAGCGCGCAGCCAGCACCAACACCAACACCAGCAACGCCAACAGCAGCAGCAGCAGCAGCAGCAGCAGCAGCAGCACACUAACGGUAAGCACCAUGCAGCACAACCCAACGGCGAUGGCAUGGGGAACAGGGCAGCGGCGGCCAACAGCAAGGGCAAGCAAGAAACGACACAGGUGACAAGCACCACCACCACCACCAGCAGCAGCAGCAGCAGCAGCAGCAGCAGCGGGGGCGGCUUGAACGGUGACAGCGCUGUGGGUACGCAGCCAGCAUCAACAGCAUCAACAACCAAAAGCAGCGGCACGACCAGCGGCAGAAGCACGCCCACGGAGGGAACGGCAUCUCAAGCAGCAGGGCAGCGACGCAGGCAACGGCAAUCCCGACGCACGGAGGUCGAGUACACGGCCAUGAACCUCGGCGAUGACGACGAUCUCCUCAGCGACAUCUUCAUUGACACGGCACUGGGCUUCCAGACCCACAAGAUGAACGACAACUACCGCCGCGCAGACGUCGACCUGGCUUUGCUGGAAGAGGCCAUGCUUCGGCUCACCUGGGAGCAGGACACAGACAAGACCUUCCAGUACCUGUUUGGUGGCUACAAGGCAGGCACAGCACCAGACACGGGCGACCAAGCACAAGGGCUAUCGCAAGAUGAACACGGUCAGGCUGUUAGUGCUGACCAGCAGACCGAGAAUCAAAGCAUGUCCCAGCAAGGCAGCACAGCCAGCACAGCAAACACAGCCAAGACAGCACCACCAAUAGAGCCCACGGAAGCAACCAACGACGAUCACGCGCACAGCUCCACCACCACUACCACCACCACCACUAAUACGGACACCAGCACUGCAAAGCAGAAGCCGAAGGCAUACAAAGGCAAGGACAAGGGUAAGAAGGGAAAGGGCAAGGAUAGUAAGCAACUGCGCGGCAGUGAUAACACGAGCACAUCACGGCGCCGGCGGCACUCAGCACCUGAUGGCUGCGCAGACAGCACGGGUGAACCGCCAGCGAAGCGACACACCACCACAGCUUCCUCAGCAACCAACAACACUGAUAACGACGACCACGACGACAACGGUGGUGUGGAGAGCCAGAUGGAUUGCGACGCGGCUGCCAGUGACACUUCAGGCGAUGAUGUGAUUGACGCUGACAGCGAUGAGAGCCUGCUGCACAGAGGCAUGGUUGUUCGGCCCACUAAGACGGCACUCGCCAGACUGAUCGACCCCAUGUUCAAGGAACAUGCAAUGAGGUACAUUCAGUGCUUUCUGCCGCACGCCGGGUUUGUGAUCGUGCCAUGCUACCGCUACGCCAUCGCCAGUCGCCGCGGCGCAAAAGUCCUCGCCACCCGCCCAUGGCGGCGUGGCGACACCAUCGCGCUGCUGUGCGGGUGCAUUGCCGACAUGAGCGAUGGGGAGGAAAAGGCGUACCUGCGACCGGGCGUCAACGACUUUUCCGUCAUGUUCUCCAAUCGAAAGGACUGCAGCCAGUUGUGGCUUGGCCCCGCCGCCUUUAUCAACCACGACUGCCACCCGACGUGCAAGUUCACGGCAGCAGGCACCACCGCCACCGUCACUGUUCUUCGCGACAUUGACGUCAACAUGGAGAUCACCUGCUACUACGGAGACAAUUUCUUUGGACCAAACAACUCCCACUGCAUGUGUGAAACGUGCGAGCGGCUUGGGCGCGGGGCGUUUGCUACGAAUCCGGGAGCACUGGACGCCGUGCGGUUGAAGCAGCCGACGCCGAGAGUACUGCAGACUGCCCCCGCAUCCAUCCCACCCGAGGUGUGCCUGUCCAUUCCCCGCUACAUGGCCGUGUUCGUGCGCCUUGAGGACUCCAUCGACAAGUUCUGGGCGCCAGCCCUGUUGGUGCCGCGUGAUGAGCGGGACGAGCGCAUGCCAUCGUGUGCAACCGACACAGAGGUCGUCCGCUACUUUCGCGACGCGGCCUUCGGCACGGCGCCCGUUGCACGCAUGUUUCCGUUUGUCGUCGACGCCGCCCCGUACUCAAACUUCUCCACCGCCCUCGGCCCCAUGUUUCUGAUGGAUCCAGCUGUUCGCGCAGCAACAAAAUUCGCAACAACAGGCGUUCUGGACGAGCGCAUGCGGUGGAGCAAGAUGCAGCUGCCGGUGACCGCAAACAACACAUCCGCCACAAAGAUGGGAAAGGGCACGUCCAACGCACUGCACAAGGCGAGUGUUGGUGAGCUGUCGCUGACAACGGGCAGGCACGCGCUGACGAAUCACCGCAUCAUGGUGCUUGGUGAGCCGCCAAUCCGGGCGCCAUGCAUUGGGCGCGUCGACGACGAGCGCGUGUUCGUCUCCAUUGCGCAGCGCCGCCAACGCCUCCCCUGCCUCACCAUCACAUGGGACGCGCAGCUUGCCCUGAACCGAAAGCAUCCAGUUGCAACGACCAGCAGCGCUGCCUUGAGCGCCACGGACGAUUCUGCUUCGAACGCGAAAACAAGGGCAUCACAGUCGCGUCGCACCAGUCGCAGCAGCAGCAGAGCAAGCACUGGCGGCACUGGCACUGGUGAGCAGCAGCAGCAGCUGGUGCAGGAUGGUGGUGGGAGAGAAGAGGGCGGUGGUGAUGGGGAAGGGCGCCAGGACAGUCAGCAGACAAUCAUGAGGCCUGUGGAGGGCGACCCGCUGUUCUGUUUACAGCGCCGUGGCGAAGGCACCAACUAGGGAAGCACGCGUGCUCGUGCUUAUAGGUUGGAGGGUGGGAGACGCUGACGGAGAGAAGAAGGGCUGUUGGGGGCACGGUUGGACGCAUGCGAAGUUGGGGGGGGGAGAGGGGUUGCAUGCAGUUAACGAGAGGCCUGCUGUUGGUUACACUGCACCCACGCAGCAGCAGCAGCAGCAGCAUGGGCGAGGCGAGGCGAGGAAGAUGGCUUUGGUUGGUCUGUUGUGUGCAAGAGAGAUUGUGUUUACGUGCGAAGCUAGAUGGAGAAUGCGAGGGUGGGGUACAGAGGAUGGGCAGCGGCGUGAGUUAGUUGCAUGAGCCGUCUGCUGGGCCCGUGCGCCAUCGCUCGUCCACUUUUGAGCAGUCAAACUGCGGCUUUCCAAGCCUGGUUAUUGUGUUGUGUUGUGUGUGUGUAUGUGUGUGUGUGUGUGUUGUUAGACGACAAAGAGUAUGGCAGAGGAGCUCGAAAUAUUAAACGCCACCAAGCAGCA